Molecule: messenger RNA, 2762 nt
Organism: Exophiala viscosa
Lineage: Eukaryota; Fungi; Ascomycota; Eurotiomycetes; Chaetothyriales; Herpotrichiellaceae
Product: olfactory receptor
Exons: 3
Coding region: 439-2529 (696 amino acids)
Biological process (GO): aspartate transmembrane transport; malate-aspartate shuttle; L-glutamate transmembrane transport
Molecular function (GO): L-glutamate transmembrane transporter activity; L-aspartate transmembrane transporter activity; calcium ion binding
Source: RefSeq, a predicted model, not a curated record
CUCCGGCUAAAUCCUUUAGCGAUAAACCUUUUUUUCCUUAAUCAAUUUCUUGGAGAGUCUAAAGACUUGUUUUCCGAGACACUCGAAGGGGUUGCGCUGCCAAACUGCGCUCUCGCUGGUGCUUGCGAGAAAGUCCGAUCGAACCUUCCCUUUAGGGCCAAUCUCGAAUUUCUCCAGACUGUCAGAGCGUUUCCAAUUCCAUUUCCCCAGAUCCCUUGGUCGCUCAGACUCAUUGUGUCUUCGUUGAACAUCCUACCUUUCUCCUCUGUGGCCAGUGGUGGAAGAAGUCAGCUUCACCUCGAACUCACCCAUCUCGUUCAUCUCUGUUCUCCUUUUUUCCCUUGUCGCGCGACAUCGGACAACGGUUUCCGAGCGAUCAAGAAAGACCUGCCACCAUACCUUUGACGACUAAUCGCGCGACACCUUUAAUCUCAAACUAUGGCGACCGUGACGGAAGCUGUGAAAGAGUCGCUGGUGGGCUCUGCACACCCGACCGGCCUGACCAACGAAUCGCGUACCACAUUCUUCCAAAAUUCCAGACAAGAUGGUGAGGAGAGUGAGCUGUACAUGAAUGAGGAGGAUUUUAUCAAUGCUAUUGCACCACCGCAGGAAGAUUAUCACAAAAUCAAGCGAGAACAGUAUGGCAUCCUCUUUAGUGUCGCAGAUCGACACAAGCGCGGCAGAAUCUCAAUGAGUGAAUGGGCUGCCUUUGACAAUUUGCUCGGCAAACCAGACGCAGAAUACGAGAUCGCAUUCAGACUGUUUGAUGUGGAUGGAGCUGGUUCAAUCAAGUCAGAAGUCUUCCAGAAGAUCUACGAACAGAACCGUGGUCAAGACAGCAUACCUUUCGACUUCAAUUCAGAAUGGGCCUCAUUAUACAUUGGUGGUCAGAAGAAGAGACACGAGAUGACAUACCCACAAUUUGCACAGAUGAUGCGUGGUCUGCAGGGUGAACGGAUACGACAGGCAUUCCACCUCUACGACAAAGACAAGGACGGCUACAUCGACCCUGAAGACUUUGAACGUAUCAUCCGUGCCACCGCCGGACACAAGCUUUCAGAUCAUCUUCUCCAGAAUCUACCCACCCUGUGCAACAUCUCAACCGGCACCAAGAUUUCCUACGCCAACGUCCGUGCUUUUCAGAACGUGAUUCGGGAAAUGGACCUGCUAGACCUCAUCAUUCGCAAUGCAACCAAGAAAUCAUCCGACGGCCGAAUUGACCGGACAGAAUUCCUCAACGAAGCCGCACGACUGACUCGAUUUUCCCUGUACACUCCCAUGGAAGCCGACAUCCUGUUCCACUUCGCCGGUCUCGAUCACCCUGGUGGCCGAUUGGCAUUGGACGAUUUCGCCAAAGUUCUCGAUGCAAGCUGGCAAAGCUCCAGACUUGGAGAAUCAGUGACCGACACAGCAGAUCGCGUCGUAUCCAAAUCCAGACAAUUCCUGUCCAGCAUGCUCGAGUCCGCACACCACUUCGGACUGGGCAGUAUCGCUGGCGCUUUCGGCGCUUUCAUGGUGUACCCCAUCGAUCUCGUCAAGACGCGAAUGCAGAACCAGAGAAGUAACCGAGUGGGAGAGCGAUUGUACGAGAACUCAUUAGACUGUGCGCGCAAGGUCAUCCGAAAUGAAGGGUUCAAAGGCUUGUACUCGGGUGUUCUGCCACAACUUGUCGGCGUGGCUCCCGAAAAAGCCAUCAAACUUACGGUCAACGAUCUGGUUCGUGGGAAAUUCAUGGAUAAGCAGACCGGUGCUAUUCCUCUACGUGCGGAGAUCCUGGCAGGUGGUUCUGCAGGAGCCUGUCAAGUGGUCUUCACCAACCCCUUGGAGAUUGUCAAAAUCCGACUACAAGUGCAAGGCGAGUUGGCCAAGAAAGCCGACGUACCUAAACGAUCGGCAAUGUGGAUCGUGCGCAACCUGGGUAUUCUGGGUUUGUACAAAGGCGCAUCGGCAUGUCUGUUGCGAGACGUUCCCUUCUCUGCCAUCUACUUCCCGACGUACAGCCACUUGAAGAGAGAUCUGUUCGGUGAAUCGCAGACCCAGAAGCUCGGUAUCUUGCAGCUGUUGACGGCCGGUGCCAUUGCCGGCAUGCCAGCUGCGUACCUCACGACGCCGUGCGACGUGAUCAAGACGAGAUUGCAGGUCGAGGCACGAAAGGGCGACGUCACGUACAAUGGUCUUGCAGACUGUGCACGCAAGAUCUUGAAAGAUGAGGGAUUCAAAGCUUUCUUCAAGGGCGGUCCCGCGAGAAUUCUGAGGUCGUCCCCACAAUUUGGUUUCACGCUGGCGGCGUAUGAGGUUCUCAGCACGUCGUUCCCGUUUCCGGGUAGUGAGGAGGCGGAGGCUCAGAAGGCUGCGAAGGGGAGUGCGGCGGGGAAGAUGGAGCCGGGCGUUGGUCUUAGAGAGGCUAAGGCUCCGUUGCCGUAUCUUAGGAGUCGAAACGCGUUGAAGAUUCUGUUGGAUUUGGAUACGAAUUUCGGACGGGUCCGGGUACCGGAGGGGCCGAGGUGGUUUGGAAAGCCUUCGUCAUAAGAACUCACCUGCGGAACGGGAAGAGGAUGUGAUAUGGUGCAAUACCGGUGAGGUUGAGUGUGACGUGUGUGUGUAUACAAGCAUGGGAAAGAGAAAGACAUAAUGGGGGCUGUGCAUAUGUGUGGCGUUCUCCCCUCGGCGCAUCAGAGAUUGCGGCAUAGCGAGGUUGACUGUUAGAUUUUUUUUCAAUUGAGCAAUUCAGCUUCUUGGAUGAGUGUGUACAUUGUAUUGAG